Molecule: messenger RNA, 7072 nt
Organism: Seriola aureovittata
Lineage: Eukaryota; Metazoa; Chordata; Actinopteri; Carangiformes; Carangidae
Gene: prdm2b
Product: PR domain containing 2, with ZNF domain b
Exons: 8
Coding region: 130-5316 (1728 amino acids)
Biological process (GO): regulation of transcription by RNA polymerase II
Cellular component (GO): nucleus
Molecular function (GO): DNA-binding transcription factor activity, RNA polymerase II-specific; histone methyltransferase activity; protein binding
Source: RefSeq, a predicted model, not a curated record
CCAACUCCACCACACCACGAACCGAGUUACUGAGGAGGCUUUCGACUCAAGCCUCCAUCCGCCAUUUUCAGCAGAUUGAAAGCAGGUAGAGCACAAACAUCACAAGUCCCCGGUCAAACAAAGCAGGUCAUGGCUAUCACUGGAGGGACAGUGGAAACUCUGGAUGAAAUUCCAGCCCACAUGUGGAAGGGUUUGCCUGAAAGUUUGAGCCUCAGACCUUCUGCUAUAAAUCAAAGCCGCAUCGGUGUCUGGGCCACUCGGGUCAUUCCUAAGGGCAAGAGGUUUGGGCCAUUUGUUGGAGAGAAGAAAAAAAGGUCCCAGGUGACCAGUAAUGUUUACAUGUGGGAGGUUUAUUUCCCAGCGCGAGGCUGGAUGUGUGUUGAUGCCACAGACCCCAUGAAGGGGAACUGGCUGCGAUAUGUGAACUGGGCGCGCUCCAGUGAAGAGCAGAAUCUUUUUCCAUUGGAGAUCAACAGAGCCAUUUACUACAAAGUUUUAAGGCCUAUCGGGCCGGGAGAGGAGUUGCUGGUGUGGUACACAGUGAAAGACAACCCUGAGAUAACAGCUGCACUGGAGGAAGAAAGAGCCAGCAGUCUGAGCAGGAAAAAUUCACCCAGGGCGAAGCGAGCCAGAAGAAAGCUGCUGGAGAGAGCCAGACAGUCUGGUUUGGGUGGAUUCAAGAAAACAAGUGGAACCAAACCUACUGUCAAAGAGAUGUGGGAUGGGGAAGAAGGUCUGAAGGAGGAGGAAGAUGAGAGGCCAACAGCCUUAGGGACCUCGCAGGAACUCGAGGAAACACAUCCCAUGGGAAGCACUGACCAUAAAGAUGUACAAUAUAUAUCACCAGGAUUAAUGGACAGGGGAAAUGGAGAGGAGGAGGAGGAAGAAGAAGAUGAAGAGGAGGAGGAUGCAGAUGAUUUGAUGGAUCCAAUUGAGGUACAGCAGCAAACUGCUCAGCAUUCACCUGCAGCUAAUUCCAUCCAAAAUAAGCAGCCUGGGCCGUCGCUGACUUGUGGUGAAGAAAGCCAUAAGGAUUCGGAGCUAAAAUUACAGUCUUCCUCAUUUAGAGGGCAAGAACCAGAGGUCGAUCCCGAUCCUGAUCUUGACCUUGACCCUGACCCUGAUGGUGACCUUGAAAGUGAUCCUCAUGGAGAGUCAUAUCCCUGUCAGCACUGUGAACGUCACUUCUCCACCAGACAGGGUCUGGAGCGUCAUAUACACAUUCAUGCCAUCACCAACCAGCAAACACAACUGUUUAAGUGCCGGUACUGCAAUAAGUCCUUUGGCUCACAGGUGGGGCGGCGCCGGCAUGAGAGAAGGCAUGAGAGUGGGCUUAAGAAAAGGCCUGGCUCUCUGGCUGGAACUGCCAGUUUACUCGGUCCCAUGGUGCAGACUGACGGCUCAAGUCCUGACUGCACCAGCCCAACUAGUCAUUAUAUAGCAAUAGGGUCCCAGUUUACUGGUGGAGCUCUGCACAACUCUGAGAUGCAGAGAAAGGAGUUGGGGCCCCAUGCUGACCGUCCCUUUAUAUUGGAUGAAAAUGGGGAGUCAAAGGAACUCCAUCCUUGCAAGUAUUGCAGUAAAGCUUUUGGCACACAUACCAACAUGCGGCGACACCAACGCAGAAUACAUGAACGGCACUUGUUACCCAAGGGAGUUCGCAGGAAAGGAAUGCUGCUGCAAGAGGCAUCAGCACAGCAACAGCAGCAACCUGAUGAGUCCCCCAGCACCAGCCCUCCACCCGUCUAUGUGCCCAGUGCGGACACAGAAGAUGAGGCGGACCGAGACGAUUACGCAGUUGACAUAUCCAAAAACAUCUCUGAGAACCUGAGCUUCUACAUUGAUGGCAAAAUUGUGUCCAGCAGUUCAGUGAGCAGCUGUGAGGUGAUAGAGGUGGACUCAAGAUCUGCAGCUUUGUUUGGUCUGGACACGGUCAUAAUCAGCCCGAAUCAGAUCGGUCAAGCACUCAAGGUGGAGGGGAGAACUAGUGCUGCAAAGCAAGUCUCCAACAUCGGUCAGUCAGCAGCAAAGAGGAGGACAUCUACACCCCCAUUUGUUCCCAGCCUUAAAGUGGAGACAGAAUCAGCAUCUUUCACAGCCUCUUCGUCAUCUUCAUCAUCCUCUACGUCCUCCUCAUCUAACUUGCUAGUGGGAGGACUGUUCCAACAAGCCACAGAUUCAUCAGCGUUUCAAAGAGAGAAAACUGUUUAUCUCUCACCUAAGCUCAAACAGCUCCUUCAGACACAAGAUAUUCAGAAAUCCACCAUUACCCUGAUAACAGAAAGCCAUAGACUGGCCUCCCCGCUGUCAGUCACACCGCUGCAAGGGGCUUCAGGCAGGUUUAAAAGAAGAACUGGUUCUCCCCCAUCGUCUCCGCAGCUCAGUCCUACUUGUAAAACGGAGAGCUGUAAAGCUGAGGUGGCAAGCUCAUACACCCUUAAGGUGCCAAAGGUGGAAAGCCAUAGUGCAUCACCUCCUGGGAGCCUACUGGAUAAAGAUGAUGGGGAUACCCUAAGCCCUUCUGGAAAUAAUAUGCAUAGCCAAACUUCUUCUAGUAGCGGAGGAAAUUCCUGUAAUCAACAGCCCUUGGAUCUGUCAAACUCUGUCAGCAGGAAAAGUGACAGCUUGAACAAGGUGGUCGGGGAUUCAGCUCUUGAUUUAAGCUUGCAUCGUAAGAGCACCAACGAGCCUGAAUCAAAGGGAAGUCCAGCGCCACAGCCCUUAAUUAAAAAGAGAAAGCCUAACACCAGCAUGCUUGAAAAAGUGCUAAUGAAUGAGUAUGUAGGUCUAACUUUGCCAGGAGAGGAGGGCCCCUCAGUCUUAGCAAACCUAAGUCUUUUCCAUUCUCGCUCUCCAAAUGUUGCAUCAGAGUCUGCCCACCCCUCUCCGCCCUCUUUGACCCCUGUCACCAUGAACCCGUCUUCACCCGGUACCUCUAGUGUGACAUCCCCGACACCGCCUCCCCCUGUACUACCUACCAUACCAUCACCACUGGCUAUGCCUAGCUCUCCUCUCUCUCAGCCUUCUGACUCAUCUGCACUGAGACCUCUUCCUGUCCUCUCGCCAAAAAUGUCUCCAAGAUCAGAUGAACACAAACCCCUGUCAGACUCCGAGGAGAUUUCGUCAGCUGACGAAAACAAAGAUGAGGAAGAGGAUCACAUCUCUGAGCCGAUGGACUCCUCCAGCACUCUUAAAGACCCCCUUAAUUGUUCAACACCAAGCUCUCCUGAGCCUGCAUCAGUAGAUCAGCACGCUACAGAAGAUGUUUCUGUGACCACGACUUGCAACAGUCUGCUAAAUGGAAAAUUGAACCAAGACCUUGACUCAAAAACCGAGAAAUUUUUGAAAUCUGACUUUGCUGCUCUCCCACCCCAACCAGAAUCCUCAUCUUGUUCCCCAUCCCCUCCUCCUGCAUCACAUAAUCCAUCCCCAUCACCCGUUCCACAAUCCCUCCAUCAGAUUAAGAUAAAAGAAGAGCCUCAGCACUGCAUAGACAAAUUGUCAGUUAUGAAUCAUGCGCCUCAGGAUGGUGUUGACACUUCACCUCAGCCUGCUGCUCUUGAUAAACCGUCUGAUAAAUCCUCUGCAGUAGAGGAAGUUGACUCAACAUACUGCAAGACUUUUGUGUGUAAUGUCUGUGAGGAGCCAUUCAACUCCAUCAAAGAGCUCAGUGGACAUAUCAUAGAUCACGCUGCAGACUGGCCCUUCAAGUGUGAAUUCUGUGUGCAGCUAUUUGGUGACGCACCCGCCCUGCUGGCUCACCGGACAACACUACACGGAGUGGGCAGGAUCUUUGUGUGCUCCGUUUGUUCCAAAGAGUUUGCCUUUCUCUGUAACCUCCAGCAGCACCAAAAGGAUCUGCAUCCAAAUGAGACAUGUUCAAAUACUACUGUAGAGAGCGGCAAGCUCAGGCCACAAAAUUACACAGAUCCAUCCAGAGCCAAAGAGGAAAGCAGUCCCUCAACACCAGCACCAGAGAUGACUGAUGACCCUGCUCAGCACAAUGACUCUGAUUUAGCAAAAGAAGAACCUGAUGUUAAUGGAAAUCAUGCAGAGGAUGGAGCAGAGGACCCCAAUGAGGAGUUAUACACUACAAUAAAGAUCAUGGCCUCAGAAGGAGGGAAGCCUAAAGGCCCUGAUGUUCGCCUCGGCAUUAAUCAACACUACCCCAGUUAUAAACCACCCCCUUUCCCUUAUCAUAGCCGUUCCCAUGCUGGCUCUGUGGCCUCGGCUACUAACUUCACCACCCACAACAUACCACAAACUUUCAGCACUGCCAUUCGCUGCACCAAGUGUGGCAACAGCUUUGACAACAUGCCUGAACUGCACAAGCACAUUUUGGCCUGUGCCAAUGCUAGUGAUAAGAAGCGUUACACUCCCAAGAAAAACCCCAUCCCCCUCAAGCAAAUAGUGAAGAGCCCGAAUGGAGUCGUGUCACCCACAGCAGCCACUGCAGGCCAGAGUGCUUUCCGUAGAAUGGGUCAGCCAAAGAGACUUAACUUUAAUCAAGAUACUGGUAAAACAAGAAUGAGUGCCCUCAGUAAGAAGAAAAACCAGCUGGUCCAGAGGGCAAUUUCACAUAGAAAUAAAGCCGCCACUACUGCAAAGAAGGCUACCGUUAAAGUUGAAGAAGAGCAGCCCUCUAAUGUCUGCCCCCACUGCAGCCGGGAGUUUACUUAUCCUGCAAGUCUCAGUAAACAUAUGGCAGUCAGCUGUCCUAAGAAGCCUGUUGUGAAAAAGGGCAAAAAAGGUCUAGCAGAGGUGAAAAAAGAGGCAGGGUCUGUGGUAGAUAAAAACGUAAACCUUCGGAAGAAAGCUUCAGACUGUGAAAUACAGCAGACAGAGUUGGAGCCUAAACCCCUGGGAAAGACUCGAGCUCGUAGCUCUGGUGCAGCAGACCCUGAACCCUCCCUGGCAAGCAAAGGAAAAUACGCUGCUACUCUUGGCCGACUAAAGAGGCCUGCUUCGUUCCCAACCCCAGUUUCUGCUAGCAAAAAAACUAAGAAGAGCCAAGUUCAGUCUCUACCUCCCACCCUGUCAUCCCCGGACACUCCCAGUGACACUGCACAACAACGGCCAGCCAUGAGAAUGCAGCGUAUGGGUAAGGAGGCAGCACCCAAGAGAUUAGCAGAGGCCAAAUCACCACCACCACAGCUGAAGAAAGAGGAGCGGUUCUCCCUGCGAACAAGGGAGAGAGUUGGUGGUCCGGUCACCAGGAGCUUACAAAUGGCCAGUGCAGCUCCUUCUGCUGAGGUUAAAACUGAGGAACCACCAAUUCAAGAGCCAAGAGAGACUCAGGAGGUGCUGAUGAAGUGAGCCAUUUGGACUUUGUUGAACUUUUCCUGGGAAUAUGGUGCUCACCUUCUCAGGCAACGCUCUGGACUAAUCAAGGCACUGACAGCACCUGAGGUCGACCUCUUGUGGUGGGCUUCUUCACUCAAAACAAGUGAAGUUUGCUUGUCUCAGCUGCCUUUGCUGGAUUUAAGGAGGGAACUCUCUUUAUCUUCCAUCUAUCUUGUGAACUGAACUGAGCCUCGAUUUUAGCCAGCCUUGCAAAAAAAAGAAAAAGAAAAAAAAGAAAUAAGAAACUGUAAAUGACAUUGAGUUAAUAUAUACACUAUGUGUCAUUACUUGACCCAAAACAGUAACAUUAGGGCUCCGUUAUUUUGGAAAGCUGAUAUAUUGCAAAUGGCAAUCACGUAUCAGUUAGGGUUAGGGACACUUGUUUAUUCUUUCGUUCCUUAUUUUCCCCCUUUGGUUGUUUAGACUUUUGGAUGUUUCCAGAGUCUCUUAAUGCAUGUGCUGAAUAGAGUAUGAACUAGAUUAAGCCAAUUUCCAUGUCUCCCAAUGGGCACCUACUUCAGUUUAUACAUGAUUUGCAAAGUAUGUAUGUUUGAUUUAAAUUUCUGUAGUCAUUAUAUUGUAGAAUAUAUGUUAUUGGUGUAUGUUUUUUUUUUUUUUUGUUUGGGAAACAAAAAUGAAAAUGGCAGUUGUUUACUGCAACAAUUGGUCCUCAGGAACACUGUAUAUGUGUGUGGUAAGUAUGUGAAUGGUUAUGGUUGGAUGUGUGGCCUGACAGCUAUUCCUUUGGUCUAAAUCUCAAGUAUGUUUCAUGUUUUUACUUGCUUUCUCUGUUUUUUGUUUUGUUUAUCUGACAUUAGCAAGUAAUUCCAAUUGUAAAAUGAUGGGAAUUAUGUGUAAACUCCUUAAAAUAAUGUUGACCUUGAAAAUAAUUUUUAAUAUCACUCAUACAGCCCAGUGUUCUGACAGCACUUUAAAACAAACUGCCAAAAUUUCUAGCUGGAUCAGUAAGAUUGACUCAAUUAAACAGUGAAUAAUGGAAUGUAUUCAGGUCUGUUGCACUUUGCAGACACUGGUAAUUUGCACCAAAUUGGUGCAAAUCAUUCAUCUAGUCUCAAAUACUACUUUUACAGCGUUUCUAUCAGCAAAUCACUAAAUUGGUUGUCUCCAUUAAGCAAUUUGAUAAAUGAAAAUGACACAUGAACCAGUUUCUAUGGCCAAAAUGCAUGAUAAUGACUCAGAUCCUAGAAGAAAAGUUGAAUGCUUCAUUAUUUUUUUUUUUAUUUUAUCCGUUCGAAGUGGACUUGUGAAAAGUUGCUUCAUGUGUCGAUUUUCUUACAAGAGCAAUGCCGCAGUAAUGUAAUUGAAUGAUUUUUCUUCCGAAGACAAAAGUCAUCUUUGUUUCAGUGAGUCGAUAUAUUUGGUCAGACUGUACAUGAUGAAAACGUUGCUAAGUCCCUGCCAAUGAAAAGCUUUUUAUUUUUAGUUUUAUAGUCUCUCCAGUGCUGACCCCACUUCUUCAGUCUUGACCAUAUUCCUUGUACCACAGAGACACACACACAGGCAGUGCUUAAACGCUUGUAGCAUGUUAUGGGAAAAUAAAUUGAACAAUAUGAUUUGAAGCUAAUUUAUACUUCCACGAGAAAAUUUCAUGUUUUGCCUUUCAGCAUCAAGAUUAUGUAUUUAAGGAUGAACAAAGACAAAAAUCCCGAAUGACCUCAAGUAAGACAUUACUGUAAUUGACAUAAUAAAAAACAAAAAAGUUUUUCAA